This is a messenger RNA of Beauveria bassiana ARSEF 2860, 2916 nucleotides long. RefSeq names its product guanine-nucleotide exchange factor Cdc24. Gene Ontology annotation, biological process: septin ring organization; establishment of cell polarity; intracellular signal transduction. Gene Ontology annotation, molecular function: guanyl-nucleotide exchange factor activity; protein binding. Bases 1 to 2916 code for a protein of 971 amino acids. Gene Ontology annotation, cellular component: cytoplasm; division septum; nucleus. The record is from RefSeq and is a predicted model, not a curated record. The transcript has 2 exons. Lineage: Eukaryota; Fungi; Ascomycota; Sordariomycetes; Hypocreales; Cordycipitaceae.
AUGAAGAGCGCCCCUCGAAGCAGCCAGCUGUCCAGCGCCGCCACCCUAGCAGGUUCCUCUGCUUCUCUCAGCUCCCUCAACAGCAACACUACUAUUGUCCCUCAAAAUGGCGGCCCCGUCAUCGCCACCACAAACAUCAUCAACCAAAAGGCCGAUGCCUCUCGAUCUCUCUACCAAAUUUGCGUAGCUCUCAAACAGCGUCUGGCCCAGGUCCCCGACUUCCAGCCUUUUCUCGACCAGCUAGAUCCCGAUGAACCCGUCGACUCACUAUGGAACCUCUUCCGUUCCGGACACCCUCUCCUCAUCAUCUACAACUGUCUGCAGGGCGAGCCCCUGAAGGUUGAGGACCCAAAUGCCUCCGAGGCCAAGAAGUCAAAGAUUGCCAUUUUCAAAUUUGUUCAAGCCUGCCUCAAGGAGCUGCAAUUGCCUCCUGCUGAUACCUUUGUCAUUACCGACUUGAUGGGAAACGACACAAGUGGCUUUGUCAAGGUAACGCAAGUUGUCAACUGUGUGCUCGACCUUGCUGAACAAAGCGGACACUUGCUGCAACCGCAAUUAGUACCCGAGCAAGAGUCGACUGCGCCUGUUGCUGGCACACAUAUGAGCUACAGGGAUCACAUUGUAAAGGAACUUGUCGAUACCGAGCGUAAAUAUGUCCAAGAUUUGGAAAACUUGCAUGAUCUCAAGAAGAGAUUAGAGCAGAAAGGUGACGUCCCCGGCGAUAUUGUGCAUCAAAUUUUCCUAAACAUCAACGCUAUUCUCGAUUUUCAACGACGAUUUCUCAUUCGCGUGGAAACCACCAAUUCCAUGCCUAAGGAACAGCAGCGGUGGGGUGCACCAUUCUGCUUCUACGAAGGCGCCUUCGACAUUUACCAACCCUUCAUUGCCAACCAACGAAAAGCGGGCCAAAUUGCGAAUCUGGUUUUUGACAAGAUCCAACUAUCAGAACACCCUGUCGCGGCCGAUUUCAAUACUUUGGGUGGCUUCUUGCUUAAGCCAAUGCAGCGUCUUGGCAAGUAUCCUCUGCUCCUCAAGGACCUCUGCAAAAAGACGGAAGAUGAACAAGUCAAGCAAGAUCUUCAAACAGGCUACGAGGCCGCGCAACGAGUCGUUCACAAGGCCAAUGAUGCUGUGAACCGCGCCCUGCUCGACGAAGCCCUGGACGAUCUCAUGGUCAGAGUUGACGACUGGAAAUCCCAUAAGGUGGAGCAAUUCGGGCGCCUACUUCUGCAUGGCAUUUACGGCGUCAUAACUGGCAAGACCGAACAAGAGAAGGAUUAUGAGAUCUACCUCUUCGAAAACAUCUUGCUAUGCUGCAAGGAGGUUUCUGGCACCAAGAGCAAGGACAAGAAAGAAAAGACUCGCUCCCAGGGCCCCAAGAUUAAGAACAAGAAUGCCAAGCUACAGCUAAAAGGCAGAAUUUUCAUGACUAACGUGACAGAUGUCGUGUCUCUUUCCAAGCCUGGCUCUCACUCUGUUCAAAUCUGGUGGAAGGGCGACCCUGGUGUGGAAAACUUUACCAUCAAGUUCGUGCACGAGGACAUGAUGAAGACGUGGGCCGACGGUCUCGAGACACAGCGGAAGAUGAAUGCCCCGCGUUUGUCGGUGAGCAGCGAGUCUGCGGCUCCAGACUUUGCCUGGACGCGAGAUCAUGGCAUCGCAAACCCUUACCUUCAGCAAGAUGAGGAUGAGGAAGACGAAUAUGGCCCUGCCACGGCACCUGCACAGUUUCCGAUACCACCAGGCUCAUCUAUGCCUCGCACAUCAUCCAGCUCAAAUGUCCGUCAACGAUCCAUGACCGGAGAUAGCACACAGUCUCUGGCCUCUAUUGCCAGGGCACCGCCGCCUAGAUUCCCGUUGCCACUGCCUCCUGCGCCCCUCAGCCUUCAAACAGGAAGCAACGGCGCGCCGUCUCCCGGUAAUCGAGGUGGCGACUCCUACUUCUCACCUGUUGCCGACUCGCCUGUCUCUUCUCGCGCCAGCACCACAAGCGGUGUCUUCCCAGGUUCGCUAUACCACUUCCCUAAUAAAAAUGGCGGUUCCUCCGGCUCCGGUUGGGAUGAGAAUGCCCGGUACACAGCGCCUGCGAUGCCUCGCGCCCCGUCUCGGGAUGGGCCUCCCUCAUCCUACAACAAGCCUCCCCGCGGUCCAUCACUACCAGUCAUGGCAUCAACCUCUGGCUCGGCUCAGCAGCAACGCAGUCGCUCCUAUAGCACCCCCGAUGCCGGUAUUCCCGGUCUUCCGCGACAGCGACAACCUAGCCAGGGUAACAUUCCAGCAGUGCCUGGCAUUCCUCAGCACCUGCACGACAGUCAAAUCGCGCGAUCGCAGAACGGUUCUCCGCGAAACGACCUACCCAUACGAACGAACAGCAGCAGCCCCGGUGCCGCAAGACAGCCCAUGCACAAACAUUCCGGUAGUCUGGGUGGCACCAUGUCACACUUUCCAGUCCAGCCCAUAUACUCGCGCCAAAACACCCCGAGCAGCCAGGGCUCGGCGAUGUUGCGCGUCGAUCCUGUGGCUGCCAACUCGCGAAAUGGCUCCCCCGCCCUGCCGACUGCACCACUUGAGCCGCCCUCCAGUGACUCUUUUUCCAGCGACAUGCCUUUGCCGACACAGCUCAAGGUUCGCGUCAAUUGCGACAGCGGCAACUAUAUCACGCUCGUUGUAGCCUUUAACAUUAGCUACCAAUCUUUGAUUGAUCGCAUCGACGCAAAGCUUGCACGCUUCAUGAACAGCAGCAUUGGCAAGGGAAAUUUGAAGCUACGCUACCGCGACGAGGAUGGCGACUUUGUCACCAUUGAAAGUGACGACGACAUUCAAAUCGCCUUUAUGGAAUGGCGUGAAGGUGUGCGCAACAUGUACUCUGGCGGCGUCGGGGAGAUUGAACUGUUUUGCGUGGGUGACGUUUCCUAG